Messenger RNA from Onychomys torridus (southern grasshopper mouse), 2261 nucleotides. It is a transcript of the gene Ssbp1, whose product is annotated as single stranded DNA binding protein 1. The coding region runs from base 107 to 553 and encodes 148 amino acids. Gene Ontology annotation, molecular function: single-stranded DNA binding. NCBI's taxonomy places the organism in Eukaryota, Metazoa, Chordata, Mammalia, Rodentia, Cricetidae. The record is from RefSeq and is a predicted model, not a curated record. The transcript is spliced from 7 exons. Gene Ontology annotation, cellular component: mitochondrial nucleoid. Gene Ontology annotation, biological process: mitochondrial DNA replication; positive regulation of helicase activity.
GAAGGGGGACGGUAGAGGCAGAGUUGUGUGUCCCGGAGUGCACGCACUCGUGCGGGAUUGGGAGCAGGAAAAGUCUAAAGGUUAGAUUGUAAGCAAAACCGAAGUCAUGUUUCGAAGACCUGUGUUACAGGUGUUUCAUCAGUUUGUAAGACAUGAGUCUGAAGCGGCCAGCAGUUUGGUUCUUGAACGAUCUAUGAAUCGUGUUCAGUUACUUGGGCGCGUAGGUCAGGACCCUGUCAUGAGACAGGUGGAGGGAAAAAACCCAGUCACGAUAUUUUCUCUGGCAACAAAUGAGAUGUGGCGAUCAGGGGACAGUGAAGUAUACCAAAUGGGUGACGUCAGUCAAAAGACAACAUGGCAUAGAAUAUCCGUGUUUCGACCAGGCCUCAGAGAUGUGGCGUAUCAGUAUGUAAAAAAAGGGGCUCGCAUAUUUGUGGAAGGGAAAGUGGACUAUGGUGAAUACAUGGAUAAGAAUAACGUGAGGCGGCAAGCGACAACAAUCAUAGCUGAUAACAUUAUAUUUCUGAGUGACCAGAUAAGAGAAAAGGCAUAGAACGGAUGAUUCUUCUUUGAUCAUUGUUUGGUACAGUCUCCUUUCCAAAUCAUGUAUAGUCUAUGGUUUAAAGAUAAAGAUUAAAAAAUUUUAUAUAAAAUGGGUGGCAAUAUUUUUCCUGACUGACAUAUCUUAUUUUGUGUAUGUGAAAUACCCCUCUAUUUCUGGUCAGUUGUGGCACUUACUAAUUGCUUAUUUUUCUAGGAGUGGUUUCUCUAUACAAGUGCACAAAGUAACGAACUCUCAGGCUCCCACAUAUAUGCUAUGUCCAAGUGGAAUGUUUGUUUGGAAGGUCUUCUUUUCUGAUUCACACUUGCACUGUGGUAUUUCAGCCACCAGUUACUUUUUAGCCUUGUAUAUCAGGAGUCUGUCCCAUAGUUGUAAAUACUUGUGUUCUUAACUUUCUCUGUAGACUUGAUGGUAAGUACUGACUCUGCUCUGUGUACCUGCAGCCAUAAAAGUAUACUAGUGUUGACACAGAAGAGCCAUUCAGUGAUCCUGACAGAUAAACGACCCUGAAUUAAUUAAAGGAGGCCAAAGUUACUAUCUCAUCUAAACUGCUUCAGGAGUAACCCACCUUCGUAUCUUGUUUGUUGAUAGUUUCACUGUAGUGUUUAUGAGACCUUUUGUCAGCCCCAAGGCCCGUAAUGAAGUAUAAGUAGAGUGGACACAGUCCUCUCCAGUUCCUUCAAUCCCUUUAGUCUCUUUCUUUCUACACCCCUCUCUGCUAUCCAUCUCAAAGUUUGUUCCAGAUCACCCUUGAGGGUGGAGAUGAAGUUGUUUUCGUGUACUGGGGAUCAAACCUACAGUCUCAAGUCAGAUAGGCCCUCUCCCAUGGGCUACACUCCCUUCGAGGAUCCCUUUAAUACUUUUGAUUUUGCCUCCUUAGAGAGUCGGUAUAUGUACAGUUAAUUUUAUUCUAAGUUUACUAGUUAGUGAUUUGCAAAUAAAGAUUAUGUAAACUCAGUAUUUUAUAUCUUUUUUUCUUUUAAAAUUUGUACCAUUCAUCCAUAGUCAGCCUGCAGCUUUCCAGAGGUUGGCUACUGCUCAGACUUGCUUUGUUCAAGUGUGGGAAGUUCCUUACUCUGUUCCACACUGCUCCCAGCUUGGUCCCCAGCCCAGCCUGUGUAUUUCUUCUUUGACCUGAGAGUUGAUGCCAGCUAUAGCUUAGAUUAUAUUAGAUGUAAGAAGUUCAGAGUCAUGUGCUAUGUUAUGGGCUCUUGGCUUUCUGAAGUGUUCUGUACUGAUAGUGCAGUUUGUUUGAAGGAAGGAGGAGUUCCUUGGCUUUACCCUGUCCUUACCAGGGACAAUAGAAGAUUGCUGUCAUCCCCAUCUGCCUAUUUUUUCUGCCACUGGGACCAUCGGUCAACAGACUAGAUCUUUCUGUGUUCACUCAUUGAAUCUGGUAGCACAGUCCUCUGUUUUGAGUAACUGCCAUGUCUUCCUUCAGUAAAGCAGUUUUUAUAAUUCUAAACGUUGUGAGGGAUUAUGUGUAUUUCUGAGUGAAAUUUAAACAAGGUGAAAGUGGAACACAUUUCAUCAUGUAUAAGAAAGAGCUAACCCAAAGCCAAAGCUGUUCCUGAGUCUAGGUUGUAGAAGUAGAGUAGUGCAUCCUGCAGGCUCAUCUCCAUGGGCUGGAGACUGCCUGCCCUCCCUGUCUCAGAGGCCGGAGGUGGGGGCAGCGGUACUCUCACUCUGGCUGACUGAC